AUGCCAACAGAUACUUGUUGGAUUCUUCAAAGUAUUGCAUUUCUCAAGGAACCAACACAGUUUAAGCAAUCCUUUAAAAUAUCUGAUUACUCUACUCUUCAGUGUGAUACUUCUUUCCCAAAAACAAAGUCUUGGAAUGAGAGUAGGGAUUGCUGCAGUUGGGAUGGAGUCACUUGUGACUUAUUAAACGGUCAUGUUAUCGGGUUAGACCUUAGCUGUAGUCAGCUUCGUGGAAGUAUUCAUCCCAAUAGCAGCCUCUUCCAACUUCAUCAUCUCCAAACACUAAACCUUGCUUACAAUAACUUUUCAACUUCUUCAAUCUCACAUAACAUUGGCCGAUUGAGGAAUUUGAGGCAUCUCAACCUUUCUAAUUCUUUCUUUAGUGGGAAAAUCCCAACAGAAAUCUCAUUCCUUUCCAAUUUGGUUUCACUUGAUCUUUCUUAUAGUUAUGGAUUACAACUUGAUGAGAGAACAUUUGAAACAAUGCUUCACAACUUUACAAAUCUGGAGGUACUAGCUCUCUUUCUUGGCAACAUCUCGUCACCGAUACCUGUAAGUAUUCAUCCCAAUAGCAGCCUCUUCCAGCUUCAUCAUCUCCACACACUAAACCUUGUUAACAAUUUCUUUUAUCCUUCUUCAAUCCCAAAUGGCAUUGGCCGAUUGAGGAAUUUGAGGCAUCUAAAACUCUAUGAAUUUCAAGGGAAAAUCCCAACAGAAAUCUCACACCUUUCCAAUUUGGUUUCACUUGAUCUUUCUUAUAGUUAUGAAAAAUUACAACUUGAUGAGAGAACAUUUGAAGCAAUGUUUCAGAACUUGACAAAUCUGGAGCUACUUUCUCUCUAUGGUGUCAACAUCUCAUCUCCGAUACCUGUUAAUAUUUCUUCAUCCUUAAGGUACCUGGAUCUUGGAUAUACUAAUCUGCGAGGUGUUCUCACAGAGAGCUUUUUCCUUGUGCCAAACUUGGAAAUACUCAAAUUGAGUGGGAAUGAUCUUGUCAAAGGAGUUUUUCCAAAGAUCCACUGGAGCAACACUCUGUUAAUGGAGUUGGAUAUUUCAUCCACAGGCAUCUCUGGUGAGGUGCCUGAUUCAAUUGGCACCUUCAGUUCCUUGAAUAUCUUGAACCUUGCAGGAUGCCAAUUCUCUGGUUCCAUUCCUGAUUCCAUUAGCAACCAAACACAAAUUAGGGAGUUGAUUUUAUAUCAUAAUCAUUUCACUGGCCAUAUUCCUUCCACAAUCUCUAAAUUGAAGCACCUCACACGUUUGGAUCUUUCAAUUAACUCCUUUUCAGGUGAAAUUCCUGAUGUUUUCUCAAACCUCCAAGAGCUACGUACUUUACAUCUUUCUUAUAACAGCUUCAUCGGUUCGUUUCCCGCUUCAAUUUUAAGUUUGACACAUCUUGAAUACUUAGGAUUGUCGAGUAAUUCCCUAUCUGGCCCACUGCCUAGCAACCAAAGCAUGCUUCAAAAGCUAACCGAACUGAAUUUGUCAUACAACUCACUGAAUGGUACCAUACCAUCUUGGGUGUUUAGCCUACCUUUGCUAUCUUCAGUGUCGCUCCAACAUAACCGAUUCAGAGGACUAGCCGAUGAAGUGAUCAAAACAAACCCAACAUUAAAACAACUGCAAUUAAGCAAUAAUCAACUCAGUGGUUCUUUUCCUCAAUCACUUGUGAAUCUCACAAACCUUGAAACCCUUGGAAUUUCAUCAAAUAACAUCACCAUUGAUGGGGGAAUGAAUAUCACCUUUCAUAGACUAUCAUCUUUAUUCUUAUCAUCUUGUGAACUGAAGGAUUUUCCACACUUCUUGAGAAAUGUAAAGACACUUGUGUACUUGGAUAUUUCUAACAAUAAGAUUUGUGGUCAAAUCCCUAACUGGUUUAGUGGCAUGAGGUGGGACUCGUUGCAGUUCCUAAACCUUUCUCAAAAUUCAUUAACAGGCCACCUACCACAAUUUCGUUACGAUAACCUACAGUAUCUUGAUCUGAAAUUUAACUACCUUCAGGGUCCACUAGCUUUAUCCAUUUGUAACAUGAGGAAACUUAUCUUAUUAGAUUUAUCACACAACUACUUCAGUGACUCAGUUCCACAUUGCUUGGGAAGCAUGCCUAAUCUAACGGCAAUGAUCAAAUUAGAUGACGAAGACACAAGAGAGAUCAAGUACAUGAAAUCUACGUUGAAUGCGUUAGUUGUCAGAUCGUAUGAGGAUUCGGUGAGUUUGGUGAUCAAAGGGCAGGAUAUUGAGCUAGAAAGAAUCAGCACAAUUAUGACAACCAUAGAUCUCUCCUGGAAUCGGCUCAUUGGAAAGAUUCCGCAGGAAUUGACAAGAAUGAACUUUCUGGCUUUCUUAAACCUCUCUCAAAACCAUCUUGUCGGACCAAUUCCUCACGGUCUACAAUUCAACACAUUUGAAAAUGACUCGUAUGGUGGCAACCUUGAUCUAUGUGGUCUUCCUUUGACAAAGAAAUGUGGAACGAGUGAUUCAUCGCAUGUUCCUCAACAAUUGGAGUCCGAAGAAGAAGAAGGCGAGUCAUAUUUUUUAGUGGAUUUACAUGGGAAUCAGUAG
Molecule: messenger RNA, 2562 nt
Organism: Solanum tuberosum (potato)
Lineage: Eukaryota; Viridiplantae; Streptophyta; Magnoliopsida; Solanales; Solanaceae
Product: probably inactive leucine-rich repeat receptor-like protein kinase At2g25790
Exons: 3
Coding region: 1-2562 (853 amino acids)
Molecular function (GO): protein binding
Source: RefSeq, a predicted model, not a curated record